ACUGAUUAGAAAACAGAGCGAAAGUCACCCACCUUCCCUUUAAGAGCUUGUCCCUUUAAGAAACUUCACCUGGACACACCUGAAGUUCUACUACAGAAGUUUCAUUUCAAAACAGGAAGAGAAACAUCCAAGAAAAUAGAAAAUCAGGGUGCAGGUAAGAUGGACAAAGGCCCUCCUGCGACCGCAGCAGUGCCCCAGACCCCUGAGUGGGUUGCAGAUGUAGAUAAUUUAACAAAGACGAAAAGCAGCACUGAGAAACCAGAGGAGGAUAUUGUCAAAUCUGCAGAUAUGGAGCCCAGUACCUUACAAUGGCCUGAGAAGAAACCUGAACCACAGAGCGCAGGCAAGGAUGGAGAGAGUGCCAGUCUGAGAUCUGAUUGCACCUCACUUCAAGGCGGAGUGAGCCGGACGGAGAGUGAAAGGGAGGAGUUUAAAGAGAAGCAGAAGGUAGAUAAGGGAUGCAUGGAUUCAGGGGAAAAGAGGGUUUCAGAGUUGGAGCUGAGGAAUGGAGUGAAAAGUGCCUCUUACACCGAGAUAGAGGUGGAAGAGGAGAACAUUAUGCCAGAUAAGGCUGCCAAAGUGUUUAACGUCAACGUCCUGCGUUCCACCAGCCAGCCCGAGUAUCCUCGGGACAGAACAUAUGAUUGGAGAGAUGGUGAAGAAGAGAAAUUUCUGGAUACGCACACUAACCAUGGAACACCUGUGGAUGAUUAUUACCCUGACUGGCCCGUUGAACGCAAACUACGCUGCUGUAGCUAUGGUGGAUCUAGUCGUGAUGCCCUAAAACUGGGUGCGUCUAUGUUCACCUCAGCUUUGAUCUUCCCUAUGUUGGUGUGGGGUGGGUACGUCUUUCUGCCAUUUGAUGCACCUCCACUCGACAGCGCUCCCUUGCGGCUGGUUUACACACUGCGCUGCUCUGUUUUUGCAGUCAUCCCUAUCGUGCUUGGUGUGUUGGUGCUAGGUGUGUCACGUCUAUGGUAUCGCUCGUUGAAGCCACGAUUUGAGGGGGAGAUGGAAGUCAAGCAGGUUGCCGUUCACCAGCGCUAUGUGGAGGAUUCCAUCUCCCUCUUUCUCCUUUAUUUUCUUCAGCUGGCUGUCAUGGCUGCUUACCUGAAUCAGGAUCUGCUUAAACUGGUUCCUCUUCUGACCAUCGUCUUUGCCCUUGGCAGAUUGCUUUACUGGAUCGCAGCAGCGUGUGAGAGCAGCGUGAGAGGCGUUGGCUUCGGGUUCUCUUUCCUUCCAAUGCUGGUUAUGCUUGUGGCAAAUCUCUACUUCAUUUUCCUCUCAGAUUCUGGAGGUUCUAUCUUCGCACCCGACAUUCCAGAACCACAAGUUCCUUCUGUAAAGCAGAGGUUCUGGGGCUAAACCAGCCAUGAUAGACUUCUCUUGGCAAAUGCCCAGAUAUAACCCUGAAUAUAUAGACACUCGAAGCCAGUUAAAUAUGCAUUGGACAAUUACUGCGUGAAAAUGUUUAAUCAAACUGUGAUUUUUCUUCCUCAUUUCUAUUCUUGAGUACUUUUAUAUAAUGACCAGGUGGGUUUUGCUUUUGCCAGAACACCAGUCAAACUGCCAAGGAGAAGAGAAGAACAGCGAGGCGAGGGAGGAAUAAUGAGGGAGGAAGUGUGGAUCUCUUUUCGGAAUAAACGUAUAAAUAGAACUGAAAACUUUAGAUAUUAAGCUGCAGUUAAUUAGGCUGAAGUACGAUAGAUGUACUAUAGUUAAGCCAACAACAAAUACAAAGCAGAUGCAGGAUCAGCUUUUUAAUAACUCGAAAUGCACUAGUUUCAACUUUUCAACCACUUUAUGAGACUGUAAAUAUCUCAAAAUGAAACUUUCAGAUAUUUAUUCCUCAAAUAUGUAUUUUGUAUGCUCAAAAAUGGGUAAGCUUUAUGCAAUGUUUGCUUAUUCAAACCGCCCAAGUAUUGUGUUGUUUGCCUGCCUGAGCUUGUAAUUUUCUACGGCUGCUCCUUUAUUUUCAUUUAGUCAUUUAAGGGUAGUGUGCCGAUAACAAUGUGCAAAGUGUAGAAAUAAACUUUUAAUAUAUUUGUAAAACAAA
Messenger RNA from Paramisgurnus dabryanus, 2056 nucleotides. RefSeq names its product transmembrane protein 79b (gene tmem79b). Gene Ontology annotation, cellular component: lysosomal membrane; trans-Golgi network membrane. Lineage: Eukaryota; Metazoa; Chordata; Actinopteri; Cypriniformes; Cobitidae. The record is from RefSeq and is a predicted model, not a curated record. Gene Ontology annotation, biological process: regulated exocytosis.